AUCUAAUAUGAGAGCUACCAUGAUAUUCAAGCUCAUUGUUUAUUCAUCUACAAAUUUUUCUUGAAAAAUAGAAGAUUUUGUAAGAAAAUAGCUUGUGAGAAAAUUCAGCAAAAUUAGGGGAAAAAUGUAUAAAAAUUAAAUACUACGUAUAUAAAGAGGAAUGUCUACUAGUCUGUUGCUAGUAUAGUCAUUAUGUCAGCCAUGAUAAGGAAUAAAAGAAGCUGGUUGCAGGACUAAGAUUGAUUAUGUGCGUAAUGGUGUCACCAAUGCAGCCUGAUAUCGAAUCCAAAAAGAUGAGAGGAAAAGCUGUUCCUGGGAAAGCUAUAGUGUUACUCUGCAUUGCCAGCUUUCUGGCGGGAACACUCUUUACUAGUCAGACUUGGAGCCGUCAUAAAUCGGAGGUUAAAGAACAGGUUGCACUCAUCCCUGCCCACGUUAAAACUAAGAAGCUCCAAGCCACAGCAAUGGCGAAGAAUGUGGAUCAUAAUAAGCGCAUUUUGGUUGAAGGAAAACCUGGAGAUAUUAUGGGGGAAGUUGCUAAGACACACCAAGCAAUUCAAUCCCUGGAUAAGAAAAUCUCAGCUUUGGAAAUGGAGCUAGCUGUAGCUCGGACGAAUCAAGCAGACCCCAAAAUAACAGGUGAAAAGGCAUCUAAUCAUACUCUACAGAAGGCUUUCGUGGUGAUUGGAAUCAACACUGCAUUCAGUAGCAGAAGACGGAGAGAAUCUGUCAGAGAAACAUGGAUGCCUCAAGGUGAGAAAUUUAAGUGUGUUAGAACUAUUAUUGUGUUAUACAAUUACCUUAUCAGCUUAGUUCAUGAUGCAGGCGAGAAACUAAAGAAAUUGGAGCAAGAAAAAGGCAUAGUGAUUCGGUUUGUGAUAGGACACAGUGCAACACCUGGAGGAGUUCUUGACAAAACAAUUGAUGCAGAAGAAGCAGAGUACGACGACUUCCUUCGCCUCAACCAUGUUGAAGGUUACCAUGAGCUUUCCACCAAGACGCGACUGUAUUUUUCCACAGCAGUUUCUCUAUGGAAUGCAGAGUUUUAUAUGAAAAUCGAUGAUGAUGUUCAUUUAAAUUUGGGCACAUUAGUCACUUCUCUAGCAAGAUACCGAUCAAAACCCAGGAUAUAUAUUGGCUGCAUGAAGUCUGGACCUGUUCUAUCUCAGAAAGGUGUGAAGUAUCAUGAACCAGAACACUGGAAAUUUGGAGAAGAGGGAAACAAAUAUUUCAGACAUGCUACUGGUCAAAUCUACGCCAUUUCCAGGGACCUUGCGAGUUACAUAUCUAUUAAUGCACCCAUUCUACACCGCUAUGCUAAUGAAGAUGUUUCUCUGGGUGCCUGGUUAUUUGGCUUGGAAGUUGAACAUGUCGAUGAUCGUUCCAUGUGUUGUGGAACACCUCCAGACUGUGAAUGGAAAUCACAAGCAGGAAACGUAUGUGUAGCUUCAUUUGACUGGUCUUGCAGUGGAAUAUGCAAAUCAGUCGAGAGGAUGAAAGACGUACAUGAUUCCUGUGGAGAAGGAGAUGCUGCAGUUUGGAAUGUAGAUCUCUGAGACUACCAGCCUGGUCUAUCAAGGUGUAGAUACAGGAAGGUAGAAUAGAAACUUAAGUGGGUGCUCAAAAUUUAUUUACUGUACCUUUUUGUUAAUCUGUAUUAUGGAAGCCUUCUCUGUUUUGGAGUACUUUUAGGGGAGCGAGGGGGUUAAUACAUUUACAUAAUCCGAGUACUUCAUUAUUUCCUCUGAUAAUUCAUGUCUCAAGACCUGAAAUAUGCAGACUAGUUAUCUAAGCUGAACAAAGGCGUCCAUUUUCUUGCAUAACCCCAUUAACCCAAUAGUUAAGCAGCAAAAAAGAAUAUGACACAAUUCGGGGCAGUACAAGUGAAGAGGCAUGCCAUAUUGGCUACU
This is a messenger RNA of Chenopodium quinoa (quinoa), 1910 nucleotides long. Its product is annotated as probable beta-1,3-galactosyltransferase 8. The transcript has 8 exons. Gene Ontology annotation, cellular component: Golgi membrane. The record is from RefSeq and is a predicted model, not a curated record. NCBI's taxonomy places the organism in Eukaryota, Viridiplantae, Streptophyta, Magnoliopsida, Caryophyllales, Amaranthaceae. Gene Ontology annotation, molecular function: hexosyltransferase activity. Bases 246 to 1556 code for a protein of 436 amino acids.